This is a messenger RNA of Lactuca saligna, 704 nucleotides long. The record is from the annotation of a GenBank genome assembly. Lineage: Eukaryota; Viridiplantae; Streptophyta; Magnoliopsida; Asterales; Asteraceae.
AUGGAGGAGAGAGGAAACGAGAGAUGGAGCGCUGCGAUCGCCAAUCUAUCCGAGAUAUCUAACAAUCUUGAUUCCCUCGAGAAUUUACUCAUCAAGAAAGCUGUCUACGUCGAUGAAGAUACUUUCAACAAAGCCUCCUUAACCUCCGAUCAAGCCCGUACUAUCAAGGUUCUUGAACAAAGGGUAGAGACUUUAGAAAGAGAACUGGAUGCUGCCAUUUCAGCUGCAGCUCGUGCUCGUACAGAAAAACGACAUGCUGAAGCAGGUCAAAAGGCUGCUGAGUUAAGAGCACAAGAAAUCACCAAGGAGCUUGAGAAUACCACAAAAGUGUUUGAAUUGCACAUGGAAGAGUUAAGAGCAAAACAAGAUGAGAUUUUGAAACGGGAUAAUGAGAUUAAACUUCUAGAAGCUAUAAUUCAGACACUUGGAGGAAAAGACUCAUCUUAACUCUCUAGCAGGUAAGAAAUAAUAAUAAUAAUAAUAAUUUCUUUUUUCUGUUUGUAACACCAACACUCUGAUCUUUGUUAAAUUGACAUCCCAGUAUAUAUAAAGAUAGUAUUGUUAUCUUAAUAAAGAAAAUCAAACAGGACUUAAUAAUUUCUUUUAAAACAUAAUGAUUAUACUGUUAUAGAACUAGUAACAUUUAUCACCUUAGCAAAACUAUGCUAUAAUCUGCAGAUAGUAAUGUGAUGACAAGAUUGCCC